UCAAUUUCACACCAAUUAAAACGAAAAUAAAUACAAACACUAACUGAUUCUGCAUUAAUUAACAUCGAAACAUCUAUAAAAAGUUAUUUUUAAGUCUCACCAAAUUUUUAAAUGGCGUCGUAGCAAGUUCUUCGAAGUUUCGCUGAAGUUAUCUUUGGACUUUAGUUUAUCUCUUAUUUCAGUGCAUUAUCUACCCCCGAAACGAUUUAGAUCCGUUUCCUUGACCGGUUAGUUACUGGUUAUCUAGGCAAGUGGGAAAGUAUGGCUUUGGUAAAUUAUUUAAACCCGUUUAGGGUUUUUAGAGACUUUGUGCGUACUCCGGUAGAAGUGUUCGUUUUGCGACAGUAUUUGGGGUAUAAAAAGAAGACAGAUGAGGGGAUCAGUAGCGCGAAGGAACUGCUCUAUAGAGCGGGGGUGAUCUCAGUUUUUCUGUCGGCAAUAGUGUGGAUAUCUGUGUUUAUGUAUGUUGUGUUUUAUUACACAUAUAUGCCCAACGUUACACAUGUCAGGCCUGUGCAUUUGCAAUUCAAAUCGUGCGAUGAACAGAUGGGGAUAUGUUCGUUCCCAUCGGCCCACGUCCAGCUUACGAAGCGAAGUCACAUGCUGAUGGCUGCUCAGCCUUAUCGCAUCAAACUUAUACUGGAGAUGCCGGAAACACAAAUUAAUAAGGAUUUAGGUAUGUUCAUGGUGUGCACACAAAUGAGAGCAAAGGGCGGAGUCCUCGUAUCGUCUUCGUGCAGAUCGGCAAUGCUCAGGCAUAGGUCCAUCCUGCACCAAAUAAUGCGCACCGUGACGAUGGCGCCACUACUGCUAUCUGGCGUCAACGAGGAGAAACAGCAGUUGCAGGUGGAACUUUUCAGCGAAUUCGAGGAUGAUCAGAACCUGCCAGUGACUGACGCGUACGUCGAGUUACAGUCGCGCCACGCGCAGGUGUAUGCCAGUGAGUUGCACAUACAAGCGCACUUUACUGGACUCCGCUAUCUCAUGUUCCACUGGCCCAAGCUGUCUGCGGUUGUUGGAAUAAGUUCAAAUCUUUUCGUGGUGUCCAUGAUCUUCAUCUUGAGCUGGUAUCAUCUGCAGGAUGGACUGCCAGACUUCGUCAAGGGCAAACUCGGUCAUACAAUAAAGACAGAAGAUGGCGGAGACGAUAAGAAAAAAUUUGGAUUCGAGGGAAAAGUCAAACUUGAGAGAGAAGAUUCUUCUCAGUUCUUCGACGACGAGAGCUUGUUGGAAGAGCUGCAGCAAAUCGAAGAACCGAAGAAGGACGCGUAAAUUCUUCUUAGUCUACGGAACUUUGAACCUUACUCACUCGCAAUAAAGUUCAUCAUAUUAUGUUACGUUUCUGUGCAACUGCUAUACAUUUUUAGAAUACUACCACUAUACCUAAAGGUGUUAAUGGCAGAGCAGAACAGUCAAGCAGCAUCAAGCAAAUCUAGGCCCAAAUGCCGUCAAUAUAAGAUUCAUUAUUUAGUGACCCAAGGCGAAUAACUUGGGUGGAUAGUCUGUUUUAUUUACUAGUACUUAAAAAACUGACUUUAUUCUACUUAAAUAUGGGCAGUGAGAAAUUAAUAUCUAUUGGGUGUCAAUUCUGUGGAUUUAAAUGUUUAGGGACGAUUCUGCAUCUAGAAAUUAAAAAGCUAUUAGCUAGCUCAAAAUAACGAAUUUGACAUUGUUUCUAUUUUAUUUUCAAUUCGCUUAUGAAAAUUAAAUCUAAAAUAAGAUUACAGAUUAGUUUUCAAAACGAGAGAUUUUGUUAUACAGCCCUUUUUCACUUGUGCCUUAUUCAACAUUCCAUGACGUCAUAAUUUAUUUGUUACUUUUAUUUUAAUUUCAUGUGGUUUUGUUUUAUUUAUUUUACCUAUAAGUUGUUAUUUUUAGGGUUCCGUACUUAAAAUAGAAAGAAAAGAAUGCGUCUGUAUAAAUAUUUUUUUCAAAUCGAUAACACCAUACGUGUUA
This is a messenger RNA of Ostrinia nubilalis (European corn borer), 1956 nucleotides long. RefSeq names its product seipin (gene Seipin). NCBI's taxonomy places the organism in Eukaryota, Metazoa, Arthropoda, Insecta, Lepidoptera, Crambidae. The record is from RefSeq and is a predicted model, not a curated record. The coding region runs from base 262 to 1272 and encodes 336 amino acids. Gene Ontology annotation, cellular component: endoplasmic reticulum membrane. Gene Ontology annotation, biological process: lipid droplet organization; lipid storage. The transcript has 8 exons.